UUGUUGUUUCAUACAGCGGAGAGGAAGAAGCAGAACCCACGUUGGUUAAAUCCUUCCAUUCCAGCUCUUUCAGCACAGGCAGACAGUCGGUCAUUUCCAUCCGCAAAAAUGAACGGCGUAAACGACGAGCCAAUGGCACCACAAACAUUUCUUUACGGGUGUGUUCUGCAAGCUGGCAAGGAGGUGGUCUUUAAUCCUGAGGAUGACGACUUUGAGCACCAACUAGAUCUAAGGAUGGCAUGUGUUGACCCAAGCACAAAAGAUGAGCUUCAGGUGGUGGAGGUAGAAGGACAGAAUUCAGAGGAAGAACAAGUUAAAGCAACACUAGCUUCACUUAAGCCAUCUACCCUGCCGAGUGUGUGCCUUGGUGGGUUCACAAUCACACCCCCAGCAGUGUUUCGUCUCAAGGCGGGGUCAGGUCCCGUCCACAUCAGUGGACAGCACCUUAUCAUGAUGGGGGGUGAUGAGAGUUUUGGUGAAGACAGUGAAGAAGAAGAAGAGGAGGAGGUAGAGGAAGAUGUUAAAGUCUCAAAGAAAAGACCCGCCACAUCCCCUGCUACAAAGUCCCAGAAGAAAAGGAAAAUGGAGGAGGAAGAGGAGGAUGAUGACGAGGAGGAUGAGGCUGAAGAGGAUGAUGAUGAUGCAGAAGAGGAGAGUGAAGCUGAAGAGUCUCCUGUUAAGGCUAAGCCAACCCCAACCAAACAAAAAGGCAAGGCUCAGAACGGCAAGAACUCUGCACCGAGCACACCUGCCUCCAAGCAGACCCCAAAAGGAAAAGGUGAGAAGACUCCUAAGACUCCAGCAACACCCAAACUGAAUCUGACCAUCCCAGAGAUUAAAGCCAAAAUAAUGGAGGCCAUGAAGAAGGGAGUCUCACUACCUAAAGCCCAACCCAAGUUUGAGAACUUUGUGAAGAAUUGCCACAAAGUGACAGACCCCAAGGUUGUUGCAGAGCUGUGGAAGUGGCGACAGACGGUGAAGGAGGAAAAGUAAUUGGCUCUGUAGUUUUAACAAUUUUAUGAAUUAUUUUUUCCCCAUACCCUCUCUCAUGCUCUGUACGUCCAAGUCUUUGCCACAGUUUUCCAUGAAGUCACCCUGCCUUCCUGAAUGUAGAGAUUAUGGUGGCGAUGAGCUGCUGGCGUGUUGUAUCACUUCUCCUUUACAUGAAUAAACCUGUUUGUUAAAUAA
Messenger RNA from Cyprinodon tularosa, 1188 nucleotides. It is a transcript of the gene npm1a, whose product is annotated as nucleophosmin 1a. Bases 109 to 993 code for a protein of 294 amino acids. Gene Ontology annotation, cellular component: nucleoplasm; nucleolus; centrosome. Gene Ontology annotation, molecular function: chromatin binding; histone binding; RNA binding. The record is from RefSeq and is a predicted model, not a curated record. NCBI's taxonomy places the organism in Eukaryota, Metazoa, Chordata, Actinopteri, Cyprinodontiformes, Cyprinodontidae. Gene Ontology annotation, biological process: ribosomal small subunit export from nucleus; ribosomal large subunit export from nucleus; regulation of centrosome duplication. The transcript has 11 exons.